AUGGAGCAAUUGGACAGCAAGCCUUAUCAACCAUUAUCCAAGGUUAAGCAUGAAAUGGACCUAACCUACACCAGUUCCUCUGAAGAUAGCGAUGAUGAUCACAAACCAAGACAAUCAUAUAACUCCAGGGAAACGCUACAAGAAUGCACCCAGGAAAUAAGACUUAAUUAUAACAAUCACAGUAGCAGGAAAAGAAAAGCAGUUGAAGAUGCCAACCAAGAGAUGGAUUUCUGUGAGACACCACACAUCUUACGCUCUGGUUAUCAAACCAACUUACACACUGCUUCCCAACAUGGCUACCCGUUAGAGAUGGGUUCCGAUGUAGAUACAGAGACUGAGGGAGCUGCUUCACCAGACCGUGCCCUUAGGAUGUGGAUGAGAGAGAUGAAAUCAGAACACAGCUCAUGUUUAUCAAGUAGAGCAAACUCAGCUUUAUCCCUGACUGACACUGACCAUGAAAGGAAGUCCGAAGGGGAGAAUGGUUUUGUUGGUCGCUCAGUGUGUUGUAAUGUUGAGGGCCCUGCUGAAAACGCUCAGGAGAUGCCCGGGAGCCCAAGGAAUCAGUUUACAUUCAGGCCACUUCCUCCCCCUCCACCCCCACCACAUGCGUGCACCUGCAGCAGGCAACCUUCUCAGACCCUGGACACUCUCCAGCGAAGCUCGAUGACAUCUCGCAGCCAGCCAAGUCCAGCUGCUUCAAACCCUCCCACAAGCACUCAAGAUUCCAUACACCUGCAUAACAGCUGGGUCCUUAACAGCAAUAUUCCACUGGAGACCAGGCAUUUCCUUUUCAAGCAUGGAUCAGGAUCUUCUCCAAUAUUCAGUGCGGCCAGUCAGAAUUAUCCCCUAACCUCCAAUACUGUUUACUCCCCACCUCCAAGACCUCUGCCUCGCAGUACUUUCUCCAGACCUGCCUUCUCCUUUAACAAAUCAUACCGCUGCUGUAACUGGAAAUGCACAGCGCUGAGUGCCACUGCUAUAACAGUAACUUUGGCUCUGUUGCUUGCAUAUGUUAUAGCAGUUCAUUUAUUUGGUUUAACUUGGCAACUUCAACCUGUUGAGGGCCAACUGUAUGAAAAUGGCGUCAGCAAGGGGAGCAGAGGCGAGGAAUCAACGGACACUACAUAUGCACCGCUCGGAGGGAAAGUUUCAGAUAAAGCAGAAAAGAAAGUGUAUCAAAGAGGAAGAUCGAUAGAUUCAGGAGAAAUUGAUAUUGGGAAACAAAUCGUGCAGUCUAUACCACCUGGUUUAUUCUGGAGGUUUCAGAUCACAAUACACCAUCCUCUGUAUCUAAAAUUUAAUGUGUCUUUGGCUAAAGAUUCUCUUCUUGGUAUAUAUGGACGAAGAAAUAUUCCUCCAACGCAUACGCAGUUUGAUUUUGUAAAACUGAUGGAUGGAAAGCAGUUGAUAAAGCAGGAACCUAAAGCUGCAGAGAGCCCUCAGCACGCACCUCGGAGCCUGGUCCUGGCAGCCGUACAAGAGACAGGCUUCAUUGAAUACAUGGAUCAAGGUGUUUGGCAUUUGGCUUUUUACAACGAUGGCAAAAAGAUGGAGCAAGUAUUUGUGUUAACAACUGCAAUUGAAAUGAUGGAUGAUUGUUCUACAAACUGCAAUGGCAACGGAGAAUGCAUUUCUGGGCAUUGUCACUGCUUUCCUGGAUUUCUUGGGCCUGACUGCUCUAGAGAUUCAUGUCCAGUACUGUGCAGUGGAAAUGGGGAAUAUGAGAAAGGACAUUGUGUCUGCCGUAAUGGUUGGAAAGCGGCUGAGUGUGAUGUUCCUGAGGAGCAAUGCAUUGAUCCUACCUGCUCUGGUCAAGGCACAUGCAUUAUGGGAGUCUGCAUCUGUGUGCCUGGUUACAAAGGAGAAAUAUGUGAAGAAGAUGACUGCCUGGAUCCCAUGUGCUCUGGCCACGGUGUGUGUGUGCAAGGAGAGUGUCACUGUUCUGCUGGCUGGGGAGGUGUCAACUGCGAGACGGCACUAGCGCUUUGUCAAGAGCAAUGUUCUGGCCAUGGGACCUUCCUCUUAGACAGUGGUGUCUGCAACUGUGAGCCACGUUGGACUGGUGCAGAUUGUUCUACUGAACUGUGUGCAACAGACUGUGGAAGUCACGGUGUGUGCUCAGGAGGAGUCUGUCAGUGUGAAGAGGGUUGGGGUGGAGCAAGCUGUGAUGAACGUACAUGCCAUCCAAAUUGCGCAGAACACGGCCAAUGCAGAGACGGGAAAUGUGAAUGCAGUGCAGGAUGGGAAGGAGAACAGUGCACAAUUGCACACUUGGAUGCCGUCAGAGAUGGGUGCCCAGGACUGUGUUAUGGCAAUGGAAGAUGUAUACUUGAUCAAAAUGGAUGGCACUGUGUGUGCCAGGUUGGCUGGAGUGGGACUGGAUGCAACAUUAUCAUGGAAAUGGACUGUACUGAUAAUAUGGACAACGAUGAAGAUGGCCUGACAGACUGUGUAGACCCUGAUUGCUGCCAAAAAGCCAAUUGCUUCUCUAGCCCUCUCUGUCAGGGAUCACCUGACCCACUAGACCUAAUUCAACAAAGCCAACCACCGUUCUCCCAGCAUCCCCCAAGGCUCUUCUAUGAUCGAAUUAAAUUCCUUAUUGGCAAGGACAGCACUCAUGUGAUUCCUGCAGAAAUCAUAUUUGACAGCAGCCGUUCCUGUGUUGUUCGUGGGCAAGUAGUAGCUGUGGAUGGGACCCCCCUUGUUGGUGUUAAUGUAAGCUUUUUGCAUCACAGUGACUAUGGAUAUACUAUCAGUCGUCAGGACGGAAGCUUUGACCUUGUCACCAUUGGUGGGAUCUCAGUUACUCUCCUUUUUGAGAGAUCUCCUUUUGUUACUGAGAAGAGGACAAUAUGGCUUCCUUGGAAUAAAUUCAUCGUAGUUGAUAAAGUGGUGAUGCAGAGGACAGAACCAGAGGUCCCAGUUUGUGACAUGACAAAUUUUGUCACUCCAAAUCCAAUUGUUCUUCCUUCACCGUUAACUGCAUUUGCAGGUUCAUGCAGUCAGAGAGGCACUGUUAUUCCUGAAUUACAGGUUGUGGCAGAGGAAAUUUCUAUCCCUUCUAGUUUUGUGAAACUCAGCUACUUAAGCAGCCGAACGCUAGGAUACAAAAGUUUGGUUCAUAUUAUUUUGACCCACGCAACAAUCCCUGUUGGGCUGAGUAAAGUGCACCUGACAGUAGCAGUGGAAGGAAGACUUAUACAAAAAUGGUUCCCUGCUGCUAUCAACUUGGUCUAUACAUUUGCCUGGAAUAAAACUGACAUUUAUGGCCAAAAGGUUUCUGGCCUUACAGAGGCAUUAGUGUCGCUCGGAUACGAAUAUGAAUCAUGCCCAGAUCUUGUUUUAUGGGAAAAAAGAACAGUAAUGCUACAAGGAUUUGAGAUGGAUGCAUCAAACCUUGGUGGAUGGUCCUUCAACAAACACCACAUUUUAAAUCAUCAAAAUGGUAUAUUGCACAAAGGAGAUGGAGAAAACAUAUUUAUCUCAAUGCAGCCCCCAGUGAUCUCAACCCUUAUGGGAAAUGGUCAACAAAGAGGCCUUUCUUGCUCCAGUUGUAAUGGGCCUGUGCAUAACAACAAACUCUUUGCUCCAGUUGCUAUGGCAACUGGACCGGAUGGAAGCAUUUACAUUGGGGAUUUCAACUUUGUUAGACGUAUACACCCAUCUGGAAAUGUCAUCAGCAUUUUAGAACUUAGAAACAGAGAUACAAGACACAGUACAAGUCCUGCUCACAAAUAUUAUCUGGCUGUGGAUCCUGGAUCUGAAUCUCUUUACCUAUCUGACACAAACACCAGGCGGGUCUACAGAAUAAAGUCCCUCACUGAUACGAAGGAACUGACAAAGAACUUUGAAGUAGUGGCAGGAACAGGUGAUCAGUGCCUACCAUUUGAUCAGAGCCACUGUGGAGAUGGGGGGAAAGCAUAUGAGGCAUCUCUCAACAGCCCAAGAGGUGUAACAGUGGAUGGACACGGUUUUAUUUACUUUGUUGAUGGCACAAUGAUUCGAAAGGUAGAUGACAGAGGUAUCAUAUCAACAAUUAUUGGGCUAAAUGGUCUCACGUCAACUCAGCCAUUGAGCUGUGACUCAGGAAUGGAUAUCAGCCGGGUACGACUGGAAUGGCCAACAGAUCUAGCAGUUAACCCUAUGGAUAAUUCAUUAUACGUCUUGGACAAUAACAUUGUUCUUCAGAUUUCUGAAAAUAACCAAGUUAGAAUUAUUGCUGGCCGUCCCAUACACUGCCAGGUGCCCGGUAUUGACUAUUUCCUGGUCAGCAAAGUCGCAGUCCACUCCACAUUGGAAUCAGCCAGAGCCAUUGCUGUGUCUCACAGUGGGGUUCUGUUUAUCGCUGAAACUGAUGAAAGGAAGAUCAGCAGAAUACAGCAAGUCACCACCAAUGGAGAAAUAUCAGUCUUAGUGGGUGCCCCAACUGACUGCGACUGCAAAAUCGAUCCAAACUGUGACUGUUAUUCAGGGGAUGGUGGAUUUGCAAAAGAUGCCAGGCUGAAAGCUCCCUCUUCUUUAGCCGUGUCUCCAGAUGGUACUCUCUACAUAGCAGACCUUGGCAACAUACGAAUCCGUGCAGUUAGCAGAAACAAACCUCAUCUGAAUUCUAUGAAUAUUUAUGAAGUGGCUUCUCCAGCAGACCAAGAACUGUAUCAGUUCAGCACCAAUGGCACCCACCUCCACACAUUGCAUCUAAUAACUAGAGACUAUAUAUACAAUUUCACCUACAAUGGAGAUGGGGAUAUCAAUUCUAUCACAAGCAGCAAUGGUAAUUCAGUUCAUAUUCGCAGAGAUGCAGGGGGAAUGCCCUUGUGGUUAGUGGUACCCGGAGGUCAAGUGUACUGGCUCACUAUUAGCAGCAAUGGGGUACUAAAAAGAAUUUCAGCACAAGGAUACAAUGUGGCACUGAUGACAUAUCAUGGAAACACUGGUCUUCUGGCAACCAAAAGUAAUGAGAAUGGUUGGACUACAGUUUAUGAGUACGAUCUUGAAGGACAUCUAACAAAUGCAACAUUUCCAACUGGAGAAGUCAGCAGUUUCUACAGUGACAUGGAAAAAUCCACCCGGGUCGAAGUAGACACAUCCAGCCGAGAAAAUGUAGUGACCACGACAAAUAUAUCUGCAACUAGCACAGUAUAUGCACUAAAGCAAGAAAACACGAUUAAUACUUAUCGGGUGAAUCCUGAUGGAUCGUUAAGAGUCACCCUCGCCAGCGGCAUGGAAAUUACAUUAAAUGCAGAACCCCACAUAUUGGCAGGAGUAGUCAGUCCAACGCUGGGGAAAUGUAAUAUCUCUCUGCCUGGGGAACAUAGCCCAAAUCUUAUUGAAUGGCGUCAAAGAAAGGAGCAGAAUAAAGGCAACAUUUCAGCAUUUGAGAGGCGUUUGAGGGCCCACAACAGGAAUUUAUUGUCCAUUGAUUUUGAUCAUGUCACCAGAACUGGAAAGAUCUAUGAUGACCACCGGAAAUUUACCCUUAGAAUUCUGUAUGAUAAAACUGGACAUCCAAUCCAGUGGUCACCAAGCAGCAAGUACCAUGAUGUCAAUAUCACUUAUUCACCUACUGGACUUGUAACCUCCAUUCAAAGAGGAACCUGGCAUGAGAAAAUGGAGUACGACCAAAAUGGAAAAAUGGUUUCAAGAACUUGGGCUGAUGGAAAAAUAUGGAGCUACACUUACUUAGAAAAGAUAAUCAACCUUCACCUGCAUAGCCAACGGCGUUACAUCUUUGAAUUUGACCAUUCAGACUACCUUUCUUCUGUUACAAUGCCUAACAUGAUGCGACAUGGCUUGCAAACAAUGCUUUCUGUUGGAUAUUAUCGAAAUAUUUAUAGCCCACCAGAUAGCAGUGGCUCUUUUAUUCAAGAUUUCAGUGGUGAUGGCCGACUCCUACAGACAUUGUAUCUAGGAACGGGACGUAGAGUUUUAUACAAAUAUACCAAACAAUCACGGCUUUCUGAAAUUCUCUAUGAUACCACUCAAGUCUCGUUUACUUAUGAGGAAUCAUCUGGAGUCAUUAAAACAAUACAUCUGAUGCAUGAGGGUUUCAUAUGUACUAUUAGAUAUAGACAAACAGGUCCCCUGAUUGGACGACAGAUCUUUAGAUUCAGUGAAGAAGGCCUUGUGAAUGCCAGAUUUGACUAUAGCUAUAACAACUUCCGAGUUACAAGUAUGCAAGCCAUGAUAAAUGAGACCCCUCUUCCCAUAGACUUAUAUCGAUAUGUUGAUGUCUCAGGAAGGACUGAACAGUUUGGAAAAUUUAGUGUCAUUAAUUAUGAUUUAAAUCAAGUCAUCACGACUACUAUGAUGAAACAUACCAAGAUUUUUAGUUCUAGUGGUCAAGUUAUUGAAGUCCAGUAUGAAAUACUAAAGGCUAUUGCUUACUGGAUGACUGUUCAGUAUGAUAAUAUGGGUCGGAUGGUUAUAUGUGACAUAAGAGUAGGUGUAGAUGCCAAUAUAACCAGAUAUUUUUAUGAAUAUGAUCCUGACAGCCAACUUCAGACUGUAUCCGUUAAUGACAAACCGCAAUGGCGUUAUAGUUAUGAUCUAAAUGGAAACAUAAACUUGCUAAGUCAUGGAAAUAGUGCCCGUCUAACCCCACUGAGAUAUGAUCUUGGAGAUCGCAUUACAAGACUGGGUGAAAUUCAGUACAAAAUGGAUGAUGAUGGAUUUCUCAGACAACGAGGUAACGAUAUAUUUGAAUACAACUCAAAUGGUCUUUUGAGCAAGGCUUAUAAUAAAGUCUCUGGCUGGAAUGUGCAAUAUAGGUAUGAUGGACUAGGGAGGCGUGUUGCCAGCAAGUCAAACAUGGGAUCUCACCUACAAUUUUUUUAUGCAGACUUAGCAAAUCCAAUAAGAGUCACUCAUUUGUACAAUCACACCAGUUCAGAGAUAACAUCACUAUAUUAUGAUCUUCAAGGUCAUCUUAUUGCCAUGGAAUUGAGUAGUGGAGAAGAAUAUUAUGUUGCUUGUGACAACACAGGAACACCGCUUGCAGUGUUCAGCAGUCGAGGACAAGUCAUUAAGGAAAUCCUGUACACCCCAUUUGGAGAUAUUUAUCAAGAUACCAAUCCUGAUUUUGAGGUUAUCAUUGGAUUUUAUGGAGGACUCUAUGACUCUUUAACCAAGCUUGUACACCUUGGACAGAGAGAUUAUGAUGUUGUUGCUGGGCGAUGGGCAACACCUAAUCACCAUAUUUGGAAUAAACUCAACAACAACCCAAAACCUUUUAACUUGUACUCAUUUGAAAAUAACUACCCAGUUGGAAGGACACAGGAUGUCACCCAGUAUACCACAGAUAUUGGAAGUUGGCUCGAACUUUUUGGAUUUCAACUGCAUAAUGUCCUACCAGGAUUUCCCAAAUCAGAAGCAAAGGGCUUUGAAUCAACCUAUGAGUUAUCACAGCUCCAAACCAAAACCCAGGAGUGGGAUCCUGGAAAGACUAUACUUGGUAUUCAGUGUGAGCUACAGAAACAACUGAGAAACUUCAUUUCCUUGGACCAACUUCCCAUGGCCCCAAAAUAUAAUGAAGGAAGAUAUACUGGAAAUUCUAAAUAUCCAAGGUUUGCUGCAGUUCCAUCUGUUUUUGGAAAAGGCAUCAAGUUUGCCAUCAAAGAUGGAAUAGUGACUGCUGAUAUAAUUGGAGUGGCCAACGAAGAUAGUCGUCGUAUUGCAACAAUUUUAAACAAUGCUCAUUACCUGGAAGAUUUACACUUUACAGUAGAAGGCCGAGAUACACACUACUUCAUUAAAUUAGGGUCUUUGGAGGAAGAUUUGUCUGUCAUCGGCAAUACUGGAAGUGGACGUGUUCUGGAAAAUGGAGUUAAUGUCACUGUGUCCCAGAUGACAUCUGUGGUCAAUGGGAGAACUAGAAGGUUUGCAGAUAUCCAACUUCAACAUGGCUUUUUGUGCUUUAAUGUCCGUUAUGGAACAACCAUAGAAGAGGAGAAAAAUCAUGUGUUAGAAUUGGCGAGACAGAGGGCAGUAGCUCAGGCUUGGACUAAGGAACAGAAAAGACUACAGGAAGGUGAAGAAGGCAUAAGAGUGUGGACAGAGGCAGAAAAACAGCAGCUUUUAAGUACAGGAAAGGUACAAGGAUAUGAUGGAUAUUUUGUCCUUUCAGUGGAACAGUAUCUUGAACUUUCUGAUAGUGCCAACAACAUUCACUUUAUGAGACAGAGCGAAAUAGUCAGGAGGUAACAAACAAACAAAAUAAACUCGUUGCCUUUGCGUCACCAAAGACUGCCUGUUUUUAAACAUAAAAUGAUUUAUUGUAUUGAUUUUCUAGAUCAGAUCUCUGUAUAUGUAAAUAUAAAAAACAUAUCCAACUGCC
Molecule: messenger RNA, 8332 nt
Organism: Bombina bombina (fire-bellied toad)
Lineage: Eukaryota; Metazoa; Chordata; Amphibia; Anura; Bombinatoridae
Gene: TENM1
Product: teneurin transmembrane protein 1
Exons: 34
Coding region: 1-8199 (2732 amino acids)
Biological process (GO): heterophilic cell-cell adhesion; signal transduction; neuron development
Cellular component (GO): membrane; neuron projection
Molecular function (GO): cell adhesion molecule binding; protein homodimerization activity; protein heterodimerization activity
Source: RefSeq, a predicted model, not a curated record